This is a messenger RNA of Acipenser ruthenus (sterlet), 432 nucleotides long. Its product is annotated as peroxisomal ATPase PEX6-like. Gene Ontology annotation, molecular function: ATP hydrolysis activity; ATP binding. Gene Ontology annotation, cellular component: peroxisomal membrane; cytosol. The transcript is spliced from 2 exons. The record is from RefSeq and is a predicted model, not a curated record. Lineage: Eukaryota; Metazoa; Chordata; Actinopteri; Acipenseriformes; Acipenseridae. The coding region runs from base 27 to 332 and encodes 101 amino acids. Gene Ontology annotation, biological process: protein import into peroxisome matrix.
GGGUGGAAUAAGUUUACAAGAAGAGCAUGACCUUUGUGCAUCCGGAGUUUCGGUCCAGCACCCUGGACCAGCUACUGCAAGUGCAUUCACAGGCCAUUGGAGAUCUUAAGAUCCCCUCUGCGAAGUGGCAGGAUGUGGGCGGCCUGCAGCCCAUGAAGAAAGAGAUCCUGGAUACCAUCCAGCUGCCCCAGGAGCACUCUGACCUGCUGUCUCUGGGCCUGAGGCACUCUGGACUCUAUGGACCACCUGGCUCUGGAAAAACCCUGCUGGUUAAAGCAGUGGCAACAGAGUGUUCCAUGACAUAUCUAUCUAUAUCUAUAUCUAUAUCUUGAAAGUAUGUGGAUAGUAUCUCUCAGACUUUUCUCCUGGAUUCUUAUCAAUCAAUCUUUAUUUUAUAUAACGCCUUUCACAGUGGACCACCAUCACAAAGUG